Messenger RNA from Prorocentrum cordatum, 4113 nucleotides. The record is from the annotation of a GenBank genome assembly. NCBI's taxonomy places the organism in Eukaryota, Dinophyceae, Prorocentrales, Prorocentraceae.
AUGGUUGCCAGCAAGAGCAAUGGCAGCAGCAACACGACGUGGCGGUGCGGGUCGUGCAACGUCAAGAAUGGAGCGAAGUACAAGUACUGCUGGAAGUGCUGGGCUGCACGCCCGACAGCAGCAGCCGCAGGAUCUUCCAGCGCGGCGGCAGGAGAGGCCUCCGAGGACAAAUGCCACGACGAGAAGCUCAGGAAGGUGCAGCACUACCGUGCCAAGCUGGCCGAGCUUAGAAAACUCACCGAGGACCCGUUCCUGGAGGAAUCACUGCAGCCGCAGGUGGCACAGCUCAAGGACAAGCUCGCCGCCGAGCAGGAGCAGAGGGACGCGCUCGAAGAGAAGCUUGCCGAGGAGAAGAGCAAGCUGGGCAAGUUCGACAGCAAGCUCGAGACCCUGGACAACAAGAUCAAGGAACUGUCCGUCCCCGCCCCAGGGAAGGGAUGGGCGGCAGCGCUCGCCUUCCUGGAGCAGGCGGAGCGCUGCCUCGGCGACGACGGGAGCGAGAAGCGGGAGCAGCUUGUCGCCGCCGUCGCCCACGCCAAGGAGCAGAAGGCACAGGAAGAGGAGCGGGCCAAGCAGCACGCCGAGCGCCUCCAGCAGAAGGCCAGGCGCGCAGCCAAGGAGCGGGCUGGCAGCGCCGACAACCGCAAGCGCAGCUGCCCCGAGAGCCCCAUCAAGGAGGAGCUCCUCGAGAUCCCCGCGGGCGCCAGCGAGCAGGACAUCUGCAAGGCGCUCGUCGACGUGGGGGUCACGCCCGACCAGGGGCGACUCGCCGUGUACACGGUCAACGCCAACAUGGUGAGCUCGCUGGAGCCAGUGAGGAAGCAGAUCAGGGACAGCUACCAGGACGCCAUCGUCCCGGGCCAGGAGCUGCAGGCCAGCGGCACGCAGAUCGACCUUCCCCGGACCCGCAUGCGCAGAGAGGGCUGGGACAUCGGUCUAGUGAGCAGCGCGAAGACCACAGCUGGCCACAGCGCUGGAGUUUUGAGAGCGACGCCACGGAGUAGGGGUAUGGACUUCGUGCGCAAGGGGAUCAACCAGUGGGACAUCAGCCCGCGAGAGUCCAAGGGGAGACUCGCCGUGGCCUGGGUCGACGCACACAGCAAGGAGGGGCUCAUGCUAGGUGCCGCGUACAUGUGGAACAGCAGGGGCCCCACGCAGAGAAACCAGCGUAUCCUGGCCAAGUGGGGCGCAGCCACGAAUGUGAUCCAGAAGGAGAGGAUCCUCGAUGGCGACGGCAAGAUGGACCCAGAGGUGCUGGAGCAGUCCGAGAUCGUCCGCAAGAUGAACGGCGUCAUCGUGCGUGACACUCAGCAGGACAGCUGCCUGAAGCAGGAUGGCACGACCAGCGCGCGCGACUACUUCAGAGUCUCGCGCGGCUUGGCGGCGCACACGCUCAAGGUAGAGGUCCAAGAUGGAGACAACAUGUCGCCGCACUUGCCCGUCAGGACGAGGGUCCCAGUGCACCAGCAGAGCGACUACAUGAGGAAUGUGCUGUGCAAGCGGACGCCACGGCCGCUGACGCGGCCAAGGGGCUGCCCCUCGCAGCCAGUGCGAUGGCCAAGGCCGCUCGCACACAGGAAGUACACUAAGAGCCAGAUCGACGGCCACUGGAGCGAGCUCGGCGAGGCAUGCGAGAAGCACCUCAGCAGGUACCACAGCUUCGAGGGCGACGACUGGAGCAAGCGACAGGGCCACUUCGAGCAGGCCAACUGCAAGCAGAAGCCGUGCAGGCUCAUGCCCUGCACCGCGGCACAGGAGCAGCCACUCAUCCACGACAUCGUCAUGCCACUGUUCGCGGAGCGGGCACCUGGGCAGAAGGUCGAGGCAAGCUACGACACGGACGAGGAGGACGGGCUGCUGGAGUCUGAGGACGCCCCUCGGGAGGAGGCGGAAGGGGUACAGGACCGCUUCGCGGCCAGAGCGCCUCCCACCGAGGGCCAGCAGAGCCCCAAAAUUUGGAAUGCGAUUCACUGGCCGUUCAUCGUGCACACGCUGCGAGACGGGCGAGUCACAGACAUCGACGAGUGCGCCCAGAACUACCUGGGCCUCAUUGCCACGCUGCUGGACCCCGCCAGCAGGAGGUACUGGAAGAUGGUGCACCGAGCGGCCGCAGCGCAAGGGCGGCAGUGGGUCACCACGCACGGAGAGCGAGGAGCAGAGGGCGCGGAGGGCAAGGCGAUCACCAUGGCCUCGACCACCGCGCGGCAGGUGCGAGGGCCCGCAGGGACCAUCAUCGCCACGGUGCAGAGGCAAUGCAUCAGCACGGCCACGGAGAACGGCCUCAUGGGCGACUGGCUGCGCAUACACGGCAAGAAGCACGGCCUGGACAGCGUCGCCGCGGAGCCCAUCGCCGCGCUUCUCAAGAGGCCGCUGAACAAGACGUGGACUCGGGAGUACCAGACACGGGCGCGCAACCUGCGGUGCGACGGAACCUGGCCGCAGCGGCGGGUCCUCGACAAGGGUGCCGCAGAGGACAGCAUCGGCAAGGCCUGCCAUGCGCACGCAGUGACGGACCGCCACAGGACGUACGUGUGCUCAGCCAGGCAGGAUCACAGACGAAGAGUGGGAGGGCACCACAGAUGCCAGCGUGGUGCCAUGACGCGGCCUGGAGCGACGGAGAAGCAGUACGCGACCUCCGAGGCGCUCUGGGUCAGAGGGCUCGCAGCGGAAUCAUCGCUGGAGUACGACCUCUGGAGCCUGCCCUCCUCAUCCACAUGCGAAGUGGGGGGCGCCUUCGACGGCCUCGUGCACGGGGUCAUCUACACAGACGGCUGGGCAGUCGUGAAGCUCGACGGAGAGAUCAUGAUGGAGUUUGAGUUGUUCGGGACACUGGAGGGAUCGCAGCACCACCAGAGCUACAAGAGCGAGCUGGCAGCGGUCCUCCAGGCGGUGCCCCCAGUGCAGGUCUACAGCGACCGCCAGACGCACGACCAGACGACCUACAAGAGCGAGCUGGCAACGGUCCUCCAGGCGGUGCCCCCAGUGCAGGUCUACAGCGACCGCCAGACGGCGAUCGACGGCGUCGCCAGAGUCGUGAAGAUCGACGGAGAGCGCAUGAUGGUCUUUGAGUCGUUCGGGACACUGGAGGGAUCGCAGCACGACCAGACGAUCUACAAGAGCGAGCUGGCAACGGUCCUCCAGGCGGUGCCCCCAGUGCAGGUCUACAGCGACCGCCAGACGGCGAUCGACGGCGUCGCCAGAGUCGCGAAGAUCGACGGAGAGCGCAUGAUGGACUUUGAGUCGUUCGGGACACUGGAGGGAUCGCAGCACGACCAGACGAUCUACAAGAGCGAGCUGGCAACGGUCCUCCAGGCGGUGCCCCCAGUGCAGGUCUACAGCGACCGCCAGACGGCGAUCGACGGCGUCGCCAGAGUCGUGAAGAUCGACGGAGAGCGCAUGAUGGUCUUUGAGUCGUUCGGGACACUGGAGGGAUCGCAGCACGACCAGACGAUCUACAAGAGCGAGCUGGCAGCGGUCCUCCAGGCGGUGCCCCCAGUGCAGGUCUACAGCCGCCGCCAGACGGCGAUCGACGGCGUCGCCAGAGUCGUGAAGAUCGACGGAGAGCGCAUGAUGGUCUUCCAGGCGCACGACCAGACGAUCUACAAGAGCGAGCUGGCAACGGUCCUCCAGGCGGUGCCCCCAGUGCAGGUCUACAGCGACCGCCAGACGGCGAUCGACGGCGACGCCAGAGUCGUGAAGAUCGACGGAGAGCGCAUGAUGGACUUUGAGUCGUUCGGGACACUGGAGGGAUCGCAGCACGACCAGACGAUCUACAAGAGCGAGCUGGCAACGGUCCUCCAGGCGGUGCCCCCAGUGCAGGUCUACAGCGACCGCCAGACGGCGAUCGACGGCGUCGCCAGAGGCCCCGAGCGGGCCGCCAGAGCUGACACGACCCACAAAGAGGUCGGGCAGGAAUGCAGGCUGCUCGUGCAGGAAAACGGCGGGACAGGUGAGCAAGGGAUAAGCCUUUGUAGAGUCCGAGCCCACGCCACUAGGGCCCAAAGAGCCAUGAUAGGGCCCCAGCAGCUCAUUGGGAAUACAAUAGCUGACCUCGACGCAAAGCGUGGGGCGCAAUCGCACCAGCACGAGGCCUACAGGGCCACGUAUGGUUAG